This is a messenger RNA of Malus domestica (apple), 612 nucleotides long. NCBI's taxonomy places the organism in Eukaryota, Viridiplantae, Streptophyta, Magnoliopsida, Rosales, Rosaceae. The record is from RefSeq and is a predicted model, not a curated record.
AAUAACCCGCGAAUCGGACCCUUCCACUCUCUCGGUCUCUGCUUUCUUCUUCUUCUGAUUUCCAAUUUACGGUUCGCGAUCCCUAAUUGAUUUGACCAUUUUCUGCAAUUCUCGCGUUCUGCGUAUGGAGAAGAUGAGUGAGGUGGAUCCCACGUUAGAAGUAUUUUACGAGGAGAAGAAGCGGGUCCGCAACCCUUGGGUACCAGUUGGUGCGAUGUUGACUGCUGGUGUGCUCACCGCCGGCUUAAUCAGUUUCAGGCAAGGCAAUUCUCAGUUGGGCCAGAAGCUAAUGAGAGCUCGUGUCGUUGUCCAAGGUGCCACAGUGGCUCUUAUGGUUGGCAGUGCAUACUACUACGGGGAUAAUCCGUGGAAAAAGCCAAGUUAAAUUAUUCGAUGGUAUUAUUGUUCUUCGUUAUUGCAGCUAUUCGAUGGUGUCCAUGAGCUGCAUAGCUUGCGCUAAAUAAAUAACAUUUUUCAAAGGAAAAGUAUGGAGGAUCAUUGCGUUGUAAUUGUAAGCCAUGUUCAUCUUGAAUGUCCUUAUAACAAUCAAAUAGUCGACAUUCAAGUCUUCAAUGUUCUUAUGGCUCGUGGGUCGCUCGAGCUGUUUACGCA